CCGGGAUGACACCCUGGACUCGGUCCUCGACCGCCUAAGGAAGGGCGCCGUCCGCAGGGGCGACCUGCGCGUCCGAGAUCGCCGCCGAGGCCAGUCUCGCCGCGGCUGGUCAGCAGGACGCCGCCGCGUCCCUGGAGAAGGUCGUCGCGAGGUUUCUUGAUUUCGACCGAGCCGCCAAUGCGUACUCUGGCGGCUCGUGGGAUUUCGACGACCACCUGGACGUCUUCCUCCGCAGCGGCGCCCCUGUCCUGCUCGUCCAGCUCUACCUCUCCAGCGACGAGGCGUGCCGCGGCGGAGCCGAGCGCGCCAUCCGAUGCUUCCUGCCCACCGUCAAGGCGUGGACGGCGCCCUUGCUCUUGGAUUUCUGCGGGUCCUUCGCCGGCGGCGCGCGUGCGGACGACCCGCUCUACACUGGCUUUCGGAGCCUGCUUGCAACGGCGCUCUCCGAUCCCAACCGGACCACGGAGCGCUGGCGCGACGUGCCGCGACGGCGGGUCGCCGAGCACUUGACCCGGCUUGCUGGGGAUAUGGCGAACGUUCUUAUUGAAGAGAUCGCCGGCGACGAGCAGGUGCUGUCCCACACGUCGGCUAUGAAGAACUUGGCCGAGUUCAAGAUCUUCUGGUCCGUGCUCCGCGCGUAGGUGCUUGAGGAUGAUGAUGCCGGCACGCCGCGUCGCCCGACGAGGAGGGUACGGUGGCGACCCCUGCUGAGGAGCGUCAACGAUUGGAUGGCUAUGUUCGAGACGAGCUUGUUGCUGCUGCGCCAGCAGCACGGCUCGUCGUCGAGCGCGGUGCCCAAGUGGACAGCCUCGCUGCACAGCGUUGUUUGGGCCGUCCUGGCCGAGCUGGACGCGUGGCCGGAUAUCCACGAAAUGGUCGGAGACACGUUGGAGGUGCACGCGACGGCGGUCACUGCGCUUGUGCUGAGCGCCGGGAGGGAGCUGAGCCAGAACAUCCGCUGGAUCACCAGGCACAGGGACGUUUCUCGAGUUCGAGGCGCGGAGGCACCUGGCCAUGGCGAUGCUGCCGGAAUCCGUCGCCGGCAGAGACGCGCCACCGCCGCACGAGAUGCUCAUCGUUCGAGGUUGCUCUCCGACUCAUUCGGGUACAUUGCUCUCGCGACGCCCCGGGCUCUUCGCGCUGCGGCUCUGGUAGUGGCGUUCAAGCACGAGCAAGCCGCCGGCCCUGGCGUGGUGAGAGAGUGGUUCUGCUUGGUGUGCCAGGCCCUGUUCAACCCUUGCCUUGUUCUCUUCUCACCGUGUCCGCAUGACAGGCGAAGGUUCUUCAUCAAUCCAACAUCCGUCGUGGAUCCACUGCACCUGCAGUACUUCAAGUUCGCAGGACGGAUGAUUGCAUUAGCCCUGAGGCAUAAAAUCCAUGUGGGAGUUUUAUUUGACCGGACAUUAUUCUUGCAACUAGCUGGAAGACCUAUUACGCUGGAUGACAUUGCGGAUCCAGAUCCAUCCUUGCAUGCCAGCUGCAAGAAGAUCCUAGAAAUGGAUCCGACUCUUGUGGAUUCAGACGUGUUGGGGCUACGAUUCAUUCGAGAAGUCGAUGUGUUAGGGUUAAGGACGGUGACUGAACUCUUCCCAGGAGGAAAGGAUACUUCAGUUAAUAGUGAGAAUCUAUAUGAGUACAUCAAUCUGCUAAUUCAAGAUAGCUUCGUGAACUGCACCAGACGUCAACUGGGCCAUUUCGCUGAAGGAUUUAGCAGCAUGCUUGGCGAAACGAUAUCUCAGACAGCGUUCUUCGAGAGUCUGAAUGUUGAAGAUUUUGACGAGAUGCUUGGUGGAAGCAAGGACAGUAUAGAUGUGAAACAAUGGAGAGCUCAUACUCACCACCGUGGAUACAAAGAAAAUGAUGGCCAGGUCAACUGGUUCUGGAAGGUUGUGGAAAGCAUGACGGUUGAACAGCAAAGGAGGCUGCUCUUCUUCUGGACCUCGGUGAAGCAUUUGCCGUCAGAUGGUUUCUUGGGGCUCGAUUGCAGGCUGUUCAUAUUUAGGGCCUCCAGUUCCCGCGACCAUCUCCCCACCUCGCAAACCUGCUUCUACCACCUCAACCUGCCAGCUUACACUUCGUUAAGCAUGAUGCAAAGCCGGCUGCAGAUGGUCGUUCAGGAACAUGUGAGCUGCGGCUUUGGUGCGUCGUAGCUUCUUCUGCUCUCCGAUUCAGUGUUAAGUAACUUAAUCCUCCGCAUUUGGAGUGUAUCUUGUAUGCACUGAUUUUGGAUACUGUAACUGACAUCGUAGUAGCGGUGUGUUCUUAGGCUGGUCUUGACUACUUUAAGAGACAUGCAAGUCUGUCGCGAGAAAGAUUCAUCCCAGGUCAUUACAUGACAUCAUGUAAAAGUUUCUUGUUUGGGUUUA
Molecule: messenger RNA, 2366 nt
Organism: Setaria italica (foxtail millet)
Lineage: Eukaryota; Viridiplantae; Streptophyta; Magnoliopsida; Poales; Poaceae
Product: E3 ubiquitin-protein ligase UPL5-like
Exons: 3
Coding region: 729-2150 (473 amino acids)
Biological process (GO): proteasome-mediated ubiquitin-dependent protein catabolic process; protein polyubiquitination; positive regulation of protein catabolic process
Molecular function (GO): ubiquitin-protein transferase activity
Source: RefSeq, a predicted model, not a curated record